GAGUGAAAACGAGGACCGAGGAGUUCACAGUGAUCUGUGUACGAAGAACUCCGGCGUUGUUGUGGACAUUUGAAACACGAUUCAGCUGUAUCCCGACUAAACCACUAAGCAAUCAUGGAGAGCGAGUCUGGAAAUGACGAUUUAUUCGACUGCAUUUUCAUGGCAGAUAACAGGUUCCACGGUGUGGGCUACCGAGAGGGAUUUGAGAGAGGGACCCAGCGUGGACUGCGAGACGGCCACAGACAUGGAGUGUCUCAUGGGGCCAAGCUGUCCGCUGAGGUUUCGUUUUAUUAUGGGUUUGCUGUUGCUUCAAAGUGUCUCCUCCAAGAUAAAACAGAUACCAAAUCCAGGAAGCGUGUUAAGGCAGUGGAUGCUCUCCUGGAGUUGAUCAACAAGUGUCCUCUUGAUGAUCCCUACUAUACAGAGCUACAGGAGGACAUGGAUAGGGUUCGCGGCAAGUUCAGACAGGUCUGUUCGUUGCUGAGCGUUCCUGCAGACUUCAAGGAUUACAUCAAAACGUCUGGUGGGACUUCCUUCUGAAUCCUCUCUGUUUAGGAGGAGGAGCUGAGUCGGCCUCUACACCCCCAUGAGGAGGAUGAAAUUGUGCCGCCAAAGGGCAGCCUCGCUGUCAAGUCAGACAGGCAGUGGCUACUGAUUGGUCUGUGGUGGAGUGAUUCAAAAGUUUGGAGUGGGAUACAGUGACUGUGUCAGUUUGAGAGUGGUAGUGUUUGUGAUUCCACCUGCUGGUGGGAAGGUCCAGCAUUCAGGACCUCCACGUUCAUGCCAAGUUCCAGCACUGCAUUCAGUUGCUAUUUUGUCAGAAAAUCAAAGCUCGUCCUGCCACUUGAAGCUCAUUUAAGAGCCUUUAUAUAAACAAAUAUUAGUUAUGUUUAGCUUGGCUAAAUGUAAUAAUGGCAUAGACGUGCAGAAAUGUUUUCUUACUGUUGACUGACAUAAAAUGAGAUUCUCAACCAUUUUGAAAAGGUUAAAGGUUAUCAUUUCAUCAUAUUUCACAUGGCAAAAUGUAAUCAGACUUUCCAGGUUUACUGCUCAAGUGGACUGAAGGUCUACAUGAUGGUGUGAGAGGGUUUUUUUAUGCUGGGAUUACUGGUCUCAAAGAGCACUUCAGCUGGAGGUGAUAUUGUGGUUGAUGCACAGUGUUCAGUGUACCUGUUUCUGCCUUUAAUUAAACAGGGACACCCUGUUCCCACUUGGUUUAACGUGUCUCAGGUGAGCCGAUCACAAGUUGACAGCUCUAAGUAAGUGUGAAUAGGGCUCAGUGUGUUUUGGAGAUGCAAUGUGAUCCAGUCAGUAGAGCCACCUUCAGAGGUGGCCAGUGGGUGACACAGCAUUUAUAAUGUGAGCGCUGAUGCAUCCUGACAACACUGAAAAACCACAGGUUAAUUUUGGGGAAGUAAGGAACACUUGAUAGAAUGGACUGUUGGUGUGAAGUUCAAGUUUGAAUGAAUUUUGUUUUGGUGGUGAGAUGGUGUCGUGUUUGGGCACAACUGAUUGAUGAACUGGUCAAAGAUCGGGAAUAGGAUGGAUGGGGAAUAUUGGGAAGAUUGGGACAGCAUGUAACAUAGGAUGGAGGAGGAAGAGGGGCAUGGGAGGGAAUUGGAGUAAAGUACGGAGGAAGUAAAAGAAAAGGAGCAUGUAUAUUAGAGGUGUCUGAGGCUGUGAUCACCAGUGUGAUAACAAGUGGUCGUUGUGGUCACAUGUAAGAUGCAUGAUACUGCCAGGUGUGAACGGGAUCUGUCUCUGCUGUCCACUUGUGAUUGAAUCACCCAAGAUGGAUGUUGAACAGGGCUUUCACAUGCAAAGUACCUUGCACAUUUCAGCAGUGCAAAGAGGACAGAAGUGAGUGAUAGUUGAUAGGUGCAGACAUUAACUAACAGAAACUAGGGGCAAAUACGCCAAGAGUGAGUGGAUGAGUUAGGCUGCUUCCUGGACCCAUGAGGUGCUGUGCAUCUUUAAAAAAUGCUGAAAAAACAUUGAAUACAAUUCAAUGAAUAAAAAAUUGCUAAGAACAUAAAACCUAAGGCUGUACAGGCUGUGUUAGUGUAGCAGCCAUCAGAGAGGAAUCUCCCAACAUAUUAGAGUAUAACACUGACUGACUCACAUCUGAUAUUUAAUAAAAUAUAUUUAAAAAAAUAGUCUAACCCUAAUUGCUGGAAGUAUAUUAAAGUAAAAAUUAACUAGUUUGUGUUUUUAAAAGGCACCAAAAUGUUCCAGUCAUCUCAUGGUUUUCUGGUAUUUGUUGCAAUGAACAACAAGCCUCAUGUAUAUAGCAUGAUUUGAUACAGUUGGCAGUACAGUUAAGCCACAAAAUCUCCACGAACCAAGGGAUUACCAUAAACAAAGACAAUCUAAUGUUGCUAAUUCUUUGGCUUGGUUCAGGAUGGUGUGCACCACAACCUAAAGUAGUCUUUUUUUUUUUUUUUCUUUCAUCUUUUUGAAGAAAACCAAUAUGUACACUCCAAUCCAAUAAUUUUACAUUGAAUGCUGACUUGUAGAAUGAUAUGUCACAUACAUAGAAAAUUAGUGGUUGUAUGAAAUAAAAGCUUCUCGUGAAGUCA
Myripristis murdjan (pinecone soldierfish) is the source of this 2579-nucleotide messenger RNA. It is a transcript of the gene lto1, whose product is annotated as LTO1 maturation factor of ABCE1. The transcript is spliced from 5 exons. The record is from RefSeq and is a predicted model, not a curated record. Bases 115 to 540 code for a protein of 141 amino acids. NCBI's taxonomy places the organism in Eukaryota, Metazoa, Chordata, Actinopteri, Holocentriformes, Holocentridae.